AUGAUGAUCUCCAUAAUAUUCUCCAUCAUCGCCUCUCUAUUUCUCGCAAACGCGCUCUUUAUAUCCAUGUAUCUUUCCAACUUCCUAUCAAGAAGCCCCGCGGAUCCAGAAGAUUCAGAAGAACACAUUCCCUGUAAUCGUUUCUCUCCGGCUAACCGCUCUGAGGACGCGGCGCUAGAGGAUAGGCACUGUGAGGAGAUGCGCAAGCUGGGUGCUAUAUGGUUGAUUAGCGAACAUGAGUAUGUGAGAAGACAUUUCAUGGAUCUCUUGGGUCCCGAUCCCGAUGAAAAGGUCGUUGUUGUGGGGUGGGUGGGUAGUGAUGACGAUGAGAAGGGAGGGAUUUGGGUUCUGAGCACUACGAGAAGGGAGGCCAAUUGUAAGGGCGUCGGGAGGGUUAAGAGCGGGUUUAAUAUGGAAGAGCGCUGUAGGGUUAUUGAAAGCCUUGGGGGAGUGUUUUAUGCUAGUCCCAUGGACUGUCCAGAUCUGGAUUUGAGGCCGGCUACUCUGGCCGGCUCGCAGCCUUAG
Molecule: messenger RNA, 525 nt
Organism: Penicillium lagena
Lineage: Eukaryota; Fungi; Ascomycota; Eurotiomycetes; Eurotiales; Aspergillaceae
Exons: 1
Coding region: 1-525 (174 amino acids)
Source: RefSeq, a predicted model, not a curated record